Orycteropus afer afer is the source of this 1059-nucleotide messenger RNA. It is a transcript of the gene RFC2, whose product is annotated as replication factor C subunit 2. The record is from RefSeq and is a predicted model, not a curated record. Gene Ontology annotation, cellular component: nucleus; DNA replication factor C complex. Gene Ontology annotation, biological process: DNA-templated DNA replication; DNA repair. NCBI's taxonomy places the organism in Eukaryota, Metazoa, Chordata, Mammalia, Tubulidentata, Orycteropodidae. Gene Ontology annotation, molecular function: DNA clamp loader activity; DNA binding; ATP hydrolysis activity.
AUGGAGGUUCAGGAAAGCGGCAGUGGCGCGGCCGAGGUCGUGGCCCAGGAUACAGCCCCUGCACCCAGCAAGGCCUCUAGCAGUGCCAGUCACUACGAGCUGCCGUGGGUUGAAAAGUAUAGACCAGUAAAGCUGAAUGAAAUUGUUGGGAAUGAAGAUACUGUGAGCAGACUGGAGGUCUUUGCAAGAGAAGGGAAUGUGCCCAACAUUAUAAUUGCCGGGCCCCCAGGAACUGGGAAAACUACCAGCAUCCUGUGUUUGGCACGAGCCUUGCUGGGCCCAGCACUUAAGGACGCCGUCCUGGAACUCAAUGCUUCCAAUGACAGAGGCAUUGACGUCGUGAGGAAUAAAAUCAAAAUGUUUGCCCAACAGAAAGUGACCCUUCCCAGAGGCCGGCAUAAGAUCAUCAUCCUGGACGAAGCAGACAGCAUGACGGAUGGCGCCCAGCAGGCCUUGAGGAGAACCAUGGAAAUCUACUCCAAAACAACCCGUUUUGCUCUCGCUUGCAACGCUUCGGAUAAAAUCAUAGAGCCCAUUCAGUCCCGGUGUGCCGUGCUCCGCUACACGAAGCUGACAGAUGCCCAGAUCCUGGCGAGGCUGAUGAGUGUGAUCGAGAAAGAGAAGGUGCCGUACACGGACGAUGGCCUGGAAGCCAUCAUCUUUACUGCCCAGGGAGACAUGAGGCAGGCAUUGAACAACCUGCAGUCCACCUUCUCAGGGUUUGGCUUUAUCAACAGUGAGAACGUGUUCAAGGUGUGCGACGAGCCCCACCCCUUGCUUGUGAAGGAGAUGAUCCAGCACUGUGUGAAUGCCGACAUUGACGAAGCCUACAAGAUUCUUGCUCACCUGUGGCAUCUUGGCUAUUCACCAGAAGACAUCAUUGGCAACAUCUUUCGAGUGUGUAAAACCUUCCAAAUGGCAGAAUACUUGAAACUGGAAUUUAUUAAGGAGAUUGGAUACACUCAUAUGAAAAUUGCAGAAGGUGUGAACUCCCUCUUGCAGAUGGCGGGGCUCCUGGCCCGGCUGUGUCAGAAGACGAUAGCCCCAGUGGCCAGUUAG